AUGGCGCCAUUUUAUCAACGUCCUGAGAAUGCGCUAAAGAGGGCUGAAGAACUCAUCGCGGUCGGUCAGAAUGCCGCAGCAUUAACAUCACUGCAUGAGAUUAUAAUUUCGAAAAGGUCGCGCAACCAGCAGCCUACCGCUCUGGAACCGAUCAUGCUUUUAUUUGUCAAGUUGUGCGUUGAUCUAAGAAAGGGGAAAGUCGUUAAGGAAGGUUUGCUUCAAUACAAGAAUAUUUCUCAGAAUUCUAAUGUACCAACUAUCGAGCUCGUAAUCAAGAAAUUUAUCGAAUUGAGCGAAGAAAAGGUUACGGCAGCCCAAGCGAAAGCUGAUAAAAUCGCCUUGGAUGUCGAUGAUCUUGAAGCAUCAGAGACACCAGAAUCCAUCAUGUUGAGUACUGUCAGUGGAGAACAGAGCAAGGAUAGAACUGACAGAGCUGUUGUCACACCGUGGCUUAGAUUCCUAUGGGAUGCAUAUCGGACAGUAUUGGACAUAUUGAGAAAUAAUGCACGAUUAGAAAUUUUGUAUCAGGAAAUUGCUCAUCAAGCAUUCCAGUUCUGUUUAAAAUACUCUCGGAAAACAGAAUUCAGAAGAUUGUGUGAUCUACUUCGGAACCAUCUCCAAAACAUAUCCAAAUAUGCGCAUCAACCACACGCAAUAAACUUGAAUGAACCCGAAACGCUUCAACGUCAUUUGGAUACUCGCUUUUCUCAACUCAAUGCCGCGGUCGAAUUGGAACUGUGGCAGGAAGCGUUUCGUUCAGUGGAAGACAUACACAAUCUGUUAUCCAUGUCGAAACGACUUCAUAAGCCGGUGAUGAUGGCAAAUUACUAUGAUAAAUUGACAAAAAUAUUUCUAGUCAGUGGUAAUUACCUGUUCCAUGCGGCCGCUUGGAACAAAUAUUAUACUCUGGUCAAAAUGCAAAAUAAAUCAUUGACAGAUGAAGAGAACACUCGAAUGGCAUCUUUCGUGCUGCUAUCCGCUCUAGCAAUUCCAGUGAUUACAAGUUCAAAGACGAGAGCGUUAAUAGAACUUGAUGAUACAAAGAGUAAACAUCACCGACUUGCCGUAUUACUUGGAAUGAGUCGUGCUCCGAUGAGAACUGGCUUGCUAAAAGAAGCUCUAAACAAGAACAUUUUAAGGCGAGUUCGCCCUGAAUUGAGAGAACUGUACAACAUCUUGGAAGUGCAAUUCCAUCCGCUGUCAAUUUGCAAGAAAAUCGAACCAAUCAUGGCCCAACUUGCUCAAGACAAAGAAAUGGUUAAAUACGUCAAACCUCUUCAUCAAGUCAUAUUGACCCGUCUAUUCCAGCAACUUUCGCAAGUGUAUGAUACGGUCAAACUUGAUUUCGUUGUUAAUCUCGCCUCCUUCCCUGCUCCCUACAAAUAUGACGCAGCAGCUAUCGAAAAAUUCAUCAUGAACGGAUGCAAGAAGGGCGAACUGUCGAUUCGUAUAGAUCAUACGACGAGCAGUUUGACUUUCGAGACUGAUUUGUUUUCUGCUCCCAAGAAUUCUGAAGCCGAUGGAGUCAAGCUACAAUCGUCGCCGGCGGAUAGGAUGCGUGAUCAUUUAUCAAAGCUUGCUAAAUGUUUCCAUGCGACAGUGCACAUGAUUGACCCUUCUAUAGUUGAAGACAAGGAAGAGGCUAAAAGGCAGGCUCUUCAGCGAGCAUUGGCUGGCAUGACGGAAGAACAUAAUAAAGCUCUUGCACGAAAAGCCAUAAUAGAACGAAGAAAGAAGCUUGUCGAGACGUUACUUGUGCGCAAGGAAAAAGAAGAGCAACGAGAAAAAAGCUUACGGCAAAAGCAAAUGGAGGAAGACGCGCAAAAACGUGCUAUAGAAGAGGCCCUGAAACGAGAACGGGAGAGACGUCAACGUGAGCUCGAGGCUAUUCAAAAGGAAGAAGCCAAAAAAUUGGCCGAAUCUCUUAGGAACAAGAAUCUAAAAGUCGAAGCCAAGGAUCUCGAGACUUUGGAUACCGAGAAACUUGUUCAAUUACAAGUAGAGCAGCUUGAAAAAGAAAAACGUGAACUCAAUGAACGCCUCCGAGCAACAGCCAAACGAAUGGACCAUUUAGAACGUGCAUAUCGCAAGGAGGAGAUUCCUCUUCUCGAAAAAGAUUAUGAACGACAAAAGAAAGCCGAUAAAGCCCUUCAUGAGGCUGCUCGCCAAGUUCAACUCCAAACUGCCCGGGCCAAGCAUACAAGCGAUCUCAAAAUCAAGGAAAGACUAUCCAGAAUGCUGUCAGAUUAUCAUAAUUAUCGUGCGGAAAUAGAGAACAAACGUUUCGAAGAGUUUGAACAACAACUCGAAAGACAGCGCCAAGAAGAACUCGAAAGGAGAAGGAAACUCGACGAAGUUGUCGCUAUACAACGCCAAAGAGAAGAGGCGGCAGAGCAAAAACGUCUUGCACGCGAAAAAGACUCAGCCGGUGCUUACGUACCACCAAACAGACGUCGUCCGACCGAAACGCCAUGGCGUCGAAACACAGAGGAGGUGAAAGCGACGCCGGCGAAGGAUGCGCCAACUCAUUCCGGCAAAGAGGUGCGCCGUCCUCUGCGAACUGAAGAUAGCGAACCGCCAAGAACCGAUAAGAAACCUUGGCGUCGUUCUGAUGCUAAGCCUGAUCAAAUGAGCGAAUGGCGUAGAUUGGAUCCAGGAAAUGUAAGCAAACGCGUGGGUGAGGAACAGCGAAAAAGGCAAGAUAGCGAAGAUGGCGGACGUGGGCCACCGCGGAUCCUGCGGACGGGUUCAGGUUCAGAGAGUGGAUGGAGAGCGCGUGAAGCUGCCAAAAAAGCUGCCAGCAAUGAGGCUGAUGGUGAGGGUCGGGAUAGGGAAGAUCACCAACAUGCCGAUGAACCUGCUCAGGCUGAUGAUGACGGAUUUACAUUGAUUAAGAGACGUAAGAAAUAG
Paraglomus occultum is the source of this 2910-nucleotide messenger RNA. The record is from the annotation of a GenBank genome assembly. NCBI's taxonomy places the organism in Eukaryota, Fungi, Glomeromycota, Glomeromycetes, Paraglomerales, Paraglomeraceae.